GUCCCUGAGGGCGGCGCUGAUCAGCCCUCCCACCAACAAGGACAGUCAGAGCCAAGAGAUGCCCGUGGGCAUUCAAGUGGAUGUUGACUGGUGCCUCUGAGUUUCUCUAUGUCCCAGAAGCUGAAUGGCAUCUCCACAGAGCCAAGAUUCAACUGCAAAGAAUGGACCACCAUCAACUAAGAAAAGCAGGAAGCUUUUACCCAGUCUGAAGACAAAGAGACCCCAGGACUUGGUGUUGGUAAUUGGAACGGGUGUGAGUGCCGCCGUAGCACCACAGGUCCCUGCACUCAAAUCCUGGACAGGGCUAAUUCAAGCUUUGCUGGAUGCUGCUAAUGACUUUGACCUCCUUGAGGAUGAGGAGAACAAAAGAUUCCAAAAAUCUCUCCGUGAAGAUAAGAAUCUUGUACAUGUUGCACAUGACUUGAUACAGAAACUUUCACCACGCACCAGUAACGUUCGGUCAACAUUCUUCAAAGAUUGCUUGUAUGAGGUUUUUGAUGACCUUGAAUCCAAAAUGGACAGUGUUGGGAAGCAUCUUCUGCAAUCAGUCCUGAAACUGAUGGAGAAUGGAACCCUGGUUUUGACUACCAACUUUGACAAUCUAGUUGAAAUCUAUGGAGCUCACCAAGGAACGCAGUUAGAGUCCUUAGACCUCACGGAUGAGAAAAAGGUACUUGAGUGGGCACAGGAGAAAAGAAGGUUGAGCGUGUUACAUAUCCAUGGAGUUUACACUAACCCUAGUGGUAUUGUUCUACAUCCUUUGGGCUACCAGAAUGUGUUGCGUAAUACAGAAGUAAUGAGGGAAAUUCAGAAAUUGUAUGAAACUAAGGCCUUUGUCUUCCUCGGAUGUGGCCGGACAGUUGAGGACACCACGUUCCAGUCGCUGUUUCUAGAAGCAGUGAGAAACAAGUCUGACCUGGAACACUUCAUGCUAGUGCGCAGGGAUGAUGUGGAUGAAUUUAAAAAGCUUCGUGAAAACAUGCUAGACAAAGGGAUUAAAGUGAUCUCUUAUGGAGAUGAUUAUUUUGAUCUGCCAGAAUACCUUGAACGGUUAACCAACACCAUCUGUUCACCAGGAAGGCAAGCAUCCAAUGUUGACAACAUAUUGAAGAAUCGUCCUUUUACAUUGAAUAGCCAAGGCCAGAGAAUGGAAACAGAUGAUGACAUAAAGCUGGGGAGAUGAGUAUGGACUUGCCUUCCAUAAGGCUGACUGUUGAAACACAGCCCCAUCACAGAUGAGAAUAAUAAUUGAUCACUGAAGAAGUUAAUCAAUACCUGUUACCGGUGUUGAACCUGAGAGAAAAUGGCUCAAAAGAAUGUCAUACCUUGCUGUCCUGAAAACACUCCCAUUUUCUUCACUAAGUCAAACUUCUAGGCCUAACAGUGACCAACAUGUAUCUCUUUUGUUUUUUUUACUCAUUAGAAUGAG
This is a messenger RNA of Chiloscyllium plagiosum (whitespotted bambooshark), 1429 nucleotides long. RefSeq names its product SIR2 antiphage like 1 (gene siral1). NCBI's taxonomy places the organism in Eukaryota, Metazoa, Chordata, Chondrichthyes, Orectolobiformes, Hemiscylliidae. The record is from RefSeq and is a predicted model, not a curated record.